CUAUUGCACGAGAAGUGCUGCUCAGAGCCGCACCACUGAAUAUCUCAUAGCCAGGACUGUGGCUAGUGCAAAGAAGAGAGAGAGGGAGGUGGAGGGAAUACAGUUGGAUUUGGAUACAACUGGAAAACUACCAAGCGCGCACAGCACGCACCGAACGGAAGGCACAUCGACGGCGCGUAGCCAACAUUUCACCUAUACUCGCCGUCCUCCUGCGAUCGGACUCAGCCGAGAAUGGAGCUCCCUGCCGCCGGAGAGCACGUCUUUGCGGUGGAGGGCAUCGAAAAGAAGCGCAUUCGGAAGGGCAAGACAGAAUACCUGGUCAAGUGGCGAGGCUGGUCCCCCAAAUACAAUACAUGGGAGCCAGAGGAAAACAUCCUUGACCCGCGCCUCCUCGUCGCGUUUCAACACAGGGAGAGGCAGGAGCAGCUGAUGGGAUAUCGAAAACGAGGGCCAAAACCAAAACAUCUUUUACUCCAGGUACCAUCAUUUGCCCGAAGAUCAAGUAUUCCUGCAGGCUUUGAGGAAGCAUCUCAGGAUUCAGAAAGUACCCUUAAGUCCGAUCCCAUCCAGGUCCAACGUUCCCAGCCUCAGCAAUACCAGCUGAACAGCAAGAAGCACCAUCAAUACCAGCCCAGCUGCCAGGAGAUCCCUGCCGACCAGCUAGCCAACAGCAAGAAGAAGUUCAUCUACCAGCUAAACAGCAAGAAGCACCACCACUAUGAGCCUGACCCACAUAUGUACAAUGCACAGGCUUCUAGGCUCAAAGAGGUGGUCAAAGUUCAGGAACCUGCCAGCAAACCAGCAAAUCCUGGCUGGAACUUACCUCUGGCUUUGCAGCAGAAAUGGAUCCGGGACAAAGAUACAGGCUGCUUGAGCAAAGUCAAAGAGCUGGCAGUGGAAGUGAGGAAACCAGCCGUUAAAGAGGUCCAGAGCGAGAACGCACUUAAACCCAAUCCUAAAGAUGCAACCCUGCCAAGUGCUAUUAGUAGCAAAAUGAAGAUAAUCAAAAAUAAAAACAAGAAUGGACGUAUUGUUAUUGUCAUGAGCAAAUAUAUGGACAGUAACAAGGUUCAUGGAGCAAAGGGGAAACAUGGGGAACCAUCUAGAGAAGAAAAACCCCAAAGCACCAAACCAUCUGAGAACAAUCCAGGACACGGAACCAAAACGGCAGAGCAUCCAGAAAAUGGUAUCCCCAAAGAGAUGUGCAAUGGCAGUUCCCUCUCUGUGGCAGAGCAUCCCAUAAAAUGCUCCCCAAAGGACAGGCAUUUCUCCAAACCUUCACCAAGCACAGCAGAGGAAUACAACACAGAAGUUGCUCGCGGUCAGGCUGAUUUACCAGAAGAUUUGCCCUUACAGCUGACCGCCAACUCUCCUCCUACGUCUUGGACUCUUGACACCUCUAUCCCAACCCCUACAGCUGUGGACCAGAUCAGAAUCCCCUCCUUCCCCAUUGACCGCAAGCGGAAGCUCUCAGAUCCCAUUGAGGAUAAGAAUGUUCCUAAAAUCUACCUGACAUCAAGGAGCUUAAGUGUGCCCUGCACUGUGGUCACACCACCUCAGGACAAACCCAUUGACCUCCACUGCAGCGGCCCACGCCACAGCAGUAUAUGUACAUAUGAGGUUGUGGGCAGCCAAGAGGAGCCAAUGGACCUCAGCUGUCCAAAAACUAAGAAGCAGGUUGAAGCAAAUACACAGCCAGAGCCGGAGCCGGAGUCUGCUGUUAAAGACACAGCUCCUGCAACAGAAGAUACACAGAAAUCCACAGAGAAACCCAAGGAAACACCUGCUAAAAAAAUAUCCCCUUUUAUGGGAAAUAUUAUCAUCACUGAUAUCACGACAAACAGUCUCACAGUCACCUUUAAGGAAUAUGUUUCUUACUGAAGAAUCUUCUAAGAAAAUUGGAAUACCAGUGACAGAUUGGCCAUCUUGUAGAUAUGUGGAUAUGUAAAAUAAAGAAAAUCAAAAUUUUGUAUAAAUAGAAAUUUAUAAUUUAUCAUUCAAAUUCAAUAUGUUUCUUAUAAUGUUUUAUACUAUAACUACUCUGUGAUGUUGUAGCCAAGAAAGUGCCCUCGAGGAUUUGAGCGAAUGCAUUUAUUUGAACAUAUUCCACCUAAAAAAAAAAAAAAAAAAAAUCAAACUAUUUGUUAUAUGGAGCUUAAUGGGAUGCUAUUGCUGUUGUUUCAUACUGUAUCUGUACCAAACUUAUAUAACCUAAGAUAUAUGAAGGUUUAUACAUUUUUUUCUAUAAAUAAUAUCUCUUCCUUUGGUCCUGAUAGAAAGUGGAGAAGAAGUUGUUUAGUGUAUGCUGAUCAAAGAUCGAAUUGAAAGCACUUAAUACAUUUUUAUACAUUUGCUUGUGUCAUUAGUAGAGAAACAGUCUUUUUCCGUCUUAUUUCACAGAUUUUUACUUUAAAUUAUAACAGACAGCUGCCCUUAGAGUGAAUUGGCAUAUUUUGUUCCAUGUUUUCUUUUUGACUGUAUUAAAGAAGGAUUAGAAAUGACAUGCAUAUUUAGAAAUCCGUUUUGUCUGAUGGGCAUGAUCACGUGUUUGCUCCUUUAAAGCAAUCUCAAUGAUAAUCUCAGUGUCUUCAGUUGCAGCCUGAUCUGUUAUUAUAUUGCAUAUUUUACACUUAAACUAAUAUGAAACAAACACUCUCAAAGGUCAGUUACUUUUUAAAAACUGUGUAACUGAUCAAAUGUGACUUACAGUUAAGAUACUCGAUUCUUACCACGAGAAAGUUGUGGUUUCCAGUUGUUUACUUCACAUAUUGAAGGGGCUCAUCUACUUUUGUUGUUGAGGCUCUCUGUAUAAUCCGAAGAGCACAUGUGAGCGAUAUUUGUUUUAUUAUAAAGGUACCAGAGUACUAAAUGAGUGUGUUAAAGAGAUUAAAUGUGACUUGUGAGGCUGACUUUGUGUCCUGUUACAUGCAAUCCAAUGAGUCCAAGCCGUUUUAAUUAUGCUGCUGAAACUUCUGAGCUGUUGGAUGUAACCCACGUUUUGAGUCUAAACGGCCUUCCUGCACAACUAAUGCAAAUCCGGUCAGAAUGCUAAAAUGCUAUAAUAAUGAAAAUGAAGAGUGCAUAUUUAUUGACGUUUAAUAUGUUUAGAAGUGGUUUGCAGCAUCAGAAGCUGCAGCUGAUUCCAUUUAACAGCUUCGCCUUGAAUGAGUUUUGAGUCUGAUUGCCACUUUUUGUUUUUUCUUCUUUCUUUGCCCUCUGUUCAAAGUUAAAAUGAUUGUUAUAAAGUAUGUUCUAUGAGCUGACUUGUUGGUUCAACUUCUUGGAUGGUAUGUUUAACAAUAAAGACAGAGAUCUGACCUCUAA
This is a messenger RNA of Melanotaenia boesemani (Boeseman's rainbowfish), 3324 nucleotides long. It is a transcript of the gene cbx4, whose product is annotated as chromobox homolog 4 (Pc class homolog, Drosophila). NCBI's taxonomy places the organism in Eukaryota, Metazoa, Chordata, Actinopteri, Atheriniformes, Melanotaeniidae. Gene Ontology annotation, biological process: negative regulation of DNA-templated transcription. The transcript is spliced from 5 exons. Bases 232 to 1881 code for a protein of 549 amino acids. The record is from RefSeq and is a predicted model, not a curated record.